AUGGUGCAUCCGGACAACAUUGUCGCCGAUGAGUUAGAAGUUCUGGAAGAGGUCAACGUUGAUAACGGGCCUAAAGAGCCGGUUAACAAUGUUAAAACCAUUACCGUUGCGGUGGAUCUACACGGGCAUCCAAUUGCGUGUAGGUUGUCUCGCGAAGAGAAGGAUGUUAUUUCAGAAUUAUCGACGAUCAAAGUGUCGCCGAGAAACAUACUUGCCGAUUUGAAGCGAAAAAACCCGGAGAGUGUUUCAAAUAUCAAGCAGAAAGAAGAUAACUUUACAUGGGCGUUGGGAAUAUGUAAGUCUUUGUUGGUUGAUCAAAAGAAUCUGCCUAGUCUCAGUGUUACCAACCGAGAUAAUGCUUUGAUGAAUACGGUCGCUACCUUCUUCCCGACAUUGAUCGCAUUACUUUGUCGGUAUCACAUAACGUGCAAUGUGAGAAGUAAGCUCAAAGUUGCAGUUGGCACGAAAGAGAGAAAGGAUGACAACGGAAACAUCAUCAAAGCUGGUGUUGUGGUGGACAAGAUUAUGGCCGUAUGGAGGGAGAUUUUAGAUGCACAUUCCGAAGAGUUGUAUACCGAGAAAGUGGUACAAUUCUUGAAAAAGAAAAAAUGGUUGGGUGAUAGCAAGGGGGAUUUGUGUAGGGGAUGGGACACUGUGAACCAAAUGCUCCAAAAUCAACAUAAUGAAAUUCAAUCAUCAUUUGAUCGGAGCAAGACAGUUGUGGGACACCGGUUUAAGGGAAAAAAUCUCUACUUGCAAUUGAUUCACAACAUAUCUCGUGCCGGAUUGAGUUGUGUUUUUCAUGAAGUGAAGCGGGCGGAAACGACCGGUUUGGAUAGUUCAAAAUGUGGGUGUACAAUUAGAAAAACCUACAGGCUUCCACGUGCUUGUAUACUUUCUAAAAAGAUGAAGUUGAAUUCCCCGAUACGCAUGGAUGAAGUAAUUGAUCAUUGGAAAAAGCUCUGUUUUGAUGAUUUCGAACCGACAAAGGAGGGUGAAUCCAAUAUUACCAUCUCCGACGAAACAAUUGCGAAAAAUUGCAUUUUCGGGGACCACCGAUUGGAAAACGCCAUCUCAACCGUUACAACCAAAGGUGCGCCUAAAAAGCCGAAAACUACCCAAGAUGAAACAUCAACUAAACGAGAUCCUUCUUACAUUGAACAUGUUGAUGCGUUGAUCCCGGAUUCACUCACACCAAAAUCCAAGGGUAGUGCUAACAAAGGAGCACUUGAUGUGGGUACCGAAGGUAAUUAUGGAUAUCGGGCCGUUGCCGGUUUGCUUGGAAAAGGAGAAGAAAAUCACACUCUUAUUCGACGGGCACUUAUAUCGGAGUUGACUUUGCAUAGGGACAUCUACGGCCGCCUUUAUGAGAAACAAUAA
This is a messenger RNA of Vicia villosa (hairy vetch), 1380 nucleotides long. RefSeq lists its product as uncharacterized. NCBI's taxonomy places the organism in Eukaryota, Viridiplantae, Streptophyta, Magnoliopsida, Fabales, Fabaceae. The coding region runs from base 1 to 1380 and encodes 459 amino acids. The transcript is spliced from 6 exons. The record is from RefSeq and is a predicted model, not a curated record.